AUGCAUCUAUUAAUCCUUCUUCCCAUGGUCUUCUUCGCAGUCGCCCUCCCUCAACCUCCCCCAAAAUACAUCGGCUGCAUCUCCCAAACAUCAACCUUCUCAGCAACAACUCUGCCCUCGCCUUUCACAACCCAUCAAUGCCUCCAAGCCUGCGCCGCCAAAGGUAACCUUGUCGCAAUCGGUAGUGGAACAUGUUACUGCGAUAACGGUAGCGCAUCUGCAUCUUUCGACUUAGUCGAUGAAUCUCGCUGCACAGAUCUCUGUAUCGCCGGCGAUGAGACCAGCGGCAAGUGUGGAGGACAAGACGUCUUGAGUCUUUACCAGAUCGACGGCUAUGAUGGUGGUUGUGCGAAGAAUGGCACUAUUCCACCUGUGGUGCAGACUCCCUGCACGCUUUGUGGACAGGCGACGCUUGUUCCUACUCCUACAGCAGUUCAGAAGAAAGCUGGGAGUCCUUGUCCUUUCGAAGGAUGCAAAGUCGCGCCGGCUCCUAUCGCCACGCCUGCUAGAAACUCGACUGCCAAGAUUUGCCCGUCUGGGGGAUGCAGUUCCAGCGGGCAAGGAGGGCAGAGCGGUAGCGGAGGAGCUGGUGGCCAGGGUGGAACAACAGACACGCAGAAUGGAUCUUCUGGUAAAGGGACCAAGGCCGCACCGGGGCUUGUGAGCGAGAGCCCAAGAUUGUAUUCACCAAGCAUACUAUCAGCUAUUGCGGCCGUGAUCUUUGGGUUGCGAUUCCUAUGA
Molecule: messenger RNA, 741 nt
Organism: Fusarium proliferatum ET1
Lineage: Eukaryota; Fungi; Ascomycota; Sordariomycetes; Hypocreales; Nectriaceae
Exons: 1
Coding region: 1-741 (246 amino acids)
Source: RefSeq, a predicted model, not a curated record